GUUUUCGGAGGAACAAGAAGGCGCGCGCUUAAUAACGUCGCUAGGUAACUUCGCGCAUCUGUACAAAAUGUUCUGCGUCUGUUACUUAUACUGAGAGCAAGGAUGAGUUUAACAACUGCUGUGCGCAACUCCACAGGUUUAGGUACAAUGGCAAGCAAUGCUGUCACACAUGAUUACGAAAAGCCGGAGUGCAAGUUUUGCAGUUCAUGGAAGAAAUACUUUUACAACAGGAUUUUCAUGAUGGGUUUUAUAACUGCUGUUGGAUUAAUAGCCCUAUCAACGAGUUUAACUACCUACCUCAAGAAAUCCUCUCAAAAGAUGUACCCACAAUAUCUAAAAAAUAGGACUUUUAAGAUUGAUCCAGUUGAUGCAGUAUUUUUGAAGGAUGGAUAUGAAUUUCAAUUUGUUUCCGGAAGCAUACAUUACUUUCGCAUACCUCGCAUGUACUGGAUGGAUAGGCUUUAUAAAGCAAAAUGUAUGGGUUUGGACACCGUGCAGAUAGACAUACCAUGGAACUUCCAUGAACGCGAAGAGAAGCAGUACACUUUCGAUGGCAUGGCAGAUGUUGAAUCAUUUAUUACCAACGCUGAACAGAAUGGGCUGUUGGUCAUUGUGAGAAUUGGACCAUACAUUGGCUCAGACUGGGCGCUCGGAGGGUUGCCACCAUGGCUUUUACGGAAGCACCCACAUAUCAGAAUGCGUUCCAGUAGCCCUGUCUUUCUGACAGCCGUGGAAGACUGGUUCAAUGUACUCUUGCCGAAGCUAAAGAAGCAUCUCUACCACAAUGGCGGUCCGAUCAUUAUGGUGCAAGUGGAGAAUGAGUAUGGGAGCUACGCCGCCUGUGACAGAGACUACCUAGCUGCGUUGAACGCGAUGGUCACACAUCACCUUGGCUCGGAAAGCAUCAUAUCCACAGUGGAUGUUGGCACAAAACAGCACUUGCUUUGCGGUUCGCCGUUCACUGGGAAUUUGGCCACGGUUAGCUUCGGUCCAUAUAAAGGUGAUCCAGACGACAAAUUUGUCGCACUCUAUGAGUUUCAGCCAGAUGCACCUUGGGUCAACUCGGAGUACUACACCGGGUGGAUGGAUCACUGGGGUUAUUUUCACUAUUACACAAACCCAAAAGUUUUUACCGAACGCCUCGUUCAGCUGCUGUCUUACUCGCCAAGAGUUAGCGUAAACAUAUACAUGUGUCACGGCGGAACCACCUUUGGAUUUUGGAGUGGUGCAGUCAGUAAUCCGUACAGCUCGCAGAUCAGCAGCUACGAUUAUGGUGCUCCCAUUACCGAGGCUGGAGAUAUCACUGACUUUUAUCACCAACUUCGGCAGGCGCUUUACGAACUUAAGAACGUUUCCAUGCCAGAAGCACCGGCGAAUGUUAGCAAGGUGGCCUAUAACAGCAUAGACCUGACCCUGGUCACGCAUAUGCUGGCAGAGACUACCGAGGGUAUAACCGCUACGGUACCUUGGAGCAUGGAAGCUGUGAAGCAGUACGAAGGGUUUAUGCUGUACCGGACCCAGUUUUAUUACAGACCUGGUGACACAGUGCGGUUGAAAUUCAGAGAAAUCUCCGACUACGCAUACGUGUACACGGCCAGUGUGACAUUUUCCACAUUGGUGUUCCAUGGGGCUGUCUCCCGCAACGACAAAACACUGGUGUUGCCACUGAAGAUGAAGUACAACACUACUGAUCUCGUCAUAUUGGUUGAGAAUGCGGGUUACGUUACCUAUGAGCCUAAAAGUUAUAACGAUCGUAAGGGCAUUCUCGGACCUGUCUCUGCUGAUGGCAAAGAGCUGCUUGGUUGGACCAUGAGGCCUGUGUGUCUCACGAUGGAGUCACAUCACUCAUGCACCUCGACAUUGUCACAGCGAGUGAAAGCAAAGCUAUCCGGUGAAUCCCAAACAUCGUACGAUUAUCCUGAGACUCCCGCGUUAAGUUGGCCUAUUUCUGGAUCAAUUUUCGCUGGGAUCCUGAAUAUUACAGCAGAAGUGGACAUGGCGGAUACAUUUGUCCAACCCCUCAACUUCACUCGGGGCGUGGUAAUUGUAAACAACCACACAGUUGGAAGGUACAAUCAAGCCCUUGGACCGCAGUUGAGAGUUUAUGUACCGAAAAGUUUUCUGCAUCUGGGUCAGAAUAUCUUCAUCCUCAUAGAAUUGGAUAGCCUCUGGUUGAACGAGACCAUGAGCGCUGUUCCGAAUCCUGAAGGAAGCACCUAUCCGCUGCUUUUCGAUGACCAAAUGCGUUGGCAGUCGCUACGAAAUCGAACAGAUCAAUAAGUAUCACAGUUGGACUCCUUCAUUGUCCUGCAGAAGCGAGUACUCACACAGCUCUAAUUUACAGUACACCAGCCCGCCGAACAAAGUGGUUUCACUUGUAUACUCUGUACCUGUUCAACAGUUCGUCACAUUUGAACACGUCCAGGUUGUGCCGUUUAAUGCAGUCAUACACACACGUCAUAACAAACCCGGUGGUCCAAUCCCAAGCGAAUUGUACGCCUUCGUGCGUGCAUGUAACUUCAUAAACCGCGACAAAGCGAGUCAAGCACGGUUGCAGGAUGCAUUUUCGCGCGCAGCGCUUCACCUGCUGCUGGGAAAGUCCCACCGAAGACAUCAUGUAACUCAGUAAGGGGCGUAAUGUCAUGGUCCAGUAGAUGUUAAAAGGUACGCUUUGUAUAAACCCCAUAUUGAUGCCAUAGAUUGUUUACGAAGCUGAGGUUUGGGUACGGUACAUUGUUACUGUGUGAUGAGUUCAGUAGAAAAUAUAAAAGUCACGCAC
Messenger RNA from Dicrocoelium dendriticum, 2779 nucleotides. The record is from the annotation of a GenBank genome assembly. NCBI's taxonomy places the organism in Eukaryota, Metazoa, Platyhelminthes, Trematoda, Plagiorchiida, Dicrocoeliidae.